AUGUCUGAAGAGGAGAUUAACAGAAAGAAAAGAAAAAAGGUCUACUCUGCUCCAUCUGUCAAUGUUGAUUAUUCGUUGAUUGAGCAAGUUAACCUGAUCACUGCCAAUAAGACUCCAGAUAUUAAAUUAUUAUCACCAUUUAUUGAAUCAGGCAGUUUAGUCAAGUUGUUGUCUAUUUGGUCCUAUUAUUCAUCUACCAACGAUUUAAGUCAUUUAAUUGAUAUUUCAAGUAAAAUUUCCCAAAUAACUAGACAAAUUAAUGAACUCCGUGAUGAGUUGUUACAAUUCAAACAAAUCAUUAUAGAUACUUACAAAGAUAUAUUAAACAAGCAUGAAAAAAUUAUAUAUCGUGCAUUAAAUAACAUGAAACCUGCAUAA
This is a messenger RNA of Candida tropicalis MYA-3404, 378 nucleotides long. RefSeq lists its product as uncharacterized. The transcript has a single exon. The record is from RefSeq and is a predicted model, not a curated record. The coding region runs from base 1 to 378 and encodes 125 amino acids. Lineage: Eukaryota; Fungi; Ascomycota; Pichiomycetes; Serinales; Debaryomycetaceae.